Molecule: messenger RNA, 369 nt
Organism: Ilex paraguariensis (yerba mate)
Lineage: Eukaryota; Viridiplantae; Streptophyta; Magnoliopsida; Aquifoliales; Aquifoliaceae
Source: the annotation of a GenBank genome assembly
AUGUCCACCGCGUCCCUUGCUAUGAUUUUGCCUCAUAAGUUGUUGGGAUCCAAAUGGGCAGUAGAGGCAUAUGAUCAAUAUUCUGAGAGGGUCCUUGUUGUGGAUAGUCUCACCUGUAAUGUCCCACCUGUCCGCACUUAUAACAUACUCCUUGCCCUUGAACAAACUUCCCCUUCUUUUGGUGUUUCUGUUGAAAUGAUUGAUGACUCUGCGCCUGACCACCUUGAGAUCAUGAUGAUGAAGUUCUUUGUCUCUUACCAAAGCCACCUCAGGAAUGUGAAUCAAGAUCGUGAACUAGACUCUCUAAUUCUCCUGGUGUCGUCCAACUCCCUUUCGGCAACUAGUGCAGCCUCAACCACUUUGGCAUAG